Messenger RNA from Medioppia subpectinata, 1560 nucleotides. NCBI's taxonomy places the organism in Eukaryota, Metazoa, Arthropoda, Arachnida, Sarcoptiformes, Oppiidae. The record is from the annotation of a GenBank genome assembly.
AUGGAUACUUAUAGCGAUUGUAUAGAUUCGGAUUGCGACGAUUCUGACAGUUAUGAGAGUGAAUCCAAACAAGUGAUUGUCGGCAUCUGUGCGAUGGAGAAGAAGACAGAAUCGCGUCCAAUGAAAGAGAUAUUGACACGACUUAACGAAUUUGAAUUCAUUAAGACUAUUGUCUUCACCGAGAAGACAAUUCUCAGCGAUCCGGUGGACAUGUGGCCGCUUUGCGACUGUUUUAUAUCGUUUCACUCAAAGGGCUUUCCAUUAAGCAAAGCCAUUGAAUACGUGUCACUUCGGGAACCAUUUAUUAUCAAUGAUCUUCACAUGCAAUACGACAUUCAGGACAGACGUAAAGUGUACAGAAUAUUAGAGGAAUCGGGUGUAGAGUUACCGCGUUAUGUGGUUCUCGACAGAGACUCUCCUAAUCCUGAAGAACGUGAACUCAUUGAGAGCGAAGAUCACAUCGAAAUCAAUGGCGUUGUCUUUAAUAAGCCAUUUGUCGAGAAACCAAUUUCGGCCGAAGACCACAAUAUUUACAUCUAUUAUCCGACGUCUGCCGGCGGCGGAAGUCAGCGGCUCUUUCGAAAGAUAGGCUGCAGAAGUAGUGUCUAUUCUCCGGAAAGUCAUGUCCGAAAAACAGGUUCUUAUAUCUACGAAGAGUUUAUGCCAACCGAUGGAACCGAUGUGAAGGUGUAUACGGUUGGCCCCGAUUACGCUCACGCAGAGGCCCGCAAAUCACCCGCACUCGACGGGAAGGUCGAGAGGGAUAAAGAGGGCAAAGAAGUGCGAUAUCCAGUAAUCUUAAGCAACACCGAGAAACUAAACGCGCGAACAGUGUGUCUGGCGUUCAAACAAACCGUUUGCGGCUUUGAUUUACUCCGCGCUAACGGCAAGUCAUACGUGUGUGACGUAAACGGGUUUAGUUUUGUGAAGAACUCAAUGAAAUAUUACGACGACUCGGCGAAGAUCUUAGGGAAUAUGAUACUCAGAAAUCUGGCGCCACAGCUGCACAUCCCAUGGCUUAUACCCUUCCAAUUGGACGAUCCGCCGAUAGUGCCCACGACUUUGGGCAAAAUGAUGGAACUCAGAUGUGCUAUCGCUGUCAUCAGACACGGAGACAGAACUCCCAAACAGAAGAUGAAAAUGGAAGUAAAACACCCGAAGUUUUUCGAAAUAUUCGACAAAUACGGCGGUUAUAAAGACAGCAAACUUCACGUCAAGCUUAAGAAACCGAAGCAAUUGCAGGAAGUGUUAGACAUCGCGCGAUAUCUCAUCUCCGAAAUCGACCAAAAUUCCGAUCCGGAAAUCGAGGAAAAUAAGUCAAAACUCGAACAAUUGAAGUCCGUUCUCGAAAUGUACGGACAUUUCUCCGGUAUUAAUAGAAAAGUUCAGCUUAAAUAUCAGCCCAAAGGCAGACCCCGUCAGUCCAGCAGCGAAGACGAAAAUUCUGGCGAACCUUCACUGCUAUGUAUAGUGAAAUGGGGCGGAGAGUUGACCGCUGGCGGCCGCAUACAGGCCGAGGAAUUGGGCCGAGUUUUCCGUUGUAUGUAUCCGGGUGGACAA